UCAUUUUUCAUUAAUUUUGACUGCAACUUUCCCACGAACAUCAAACCUUUCUUCUUUGUUCGCUUUCUAUUUCGUUUGACUUGUAGUUUAUUCAAUAUACCACAAUUUGAAUGUUUGAAACUGACGAGAUCCGUAAGCAAAUCCAUCAGAGGAUGCUGCUCCUUGCUUGUUGAUCGUGCUUAUCAAUGAAUUCUAUUAUUCAGCUGAACAUCCAAACAUGAGUACAUGGGCACAUUUUUACGCUGGAACAAUCGCUGGCCUGGCUGGGUUAUCAGUCGGACAUCCUUUCGAUGUAGUGAAAGUACGUCUUCAGUCACGCGAAUUAGCUGCUCGAUACAAUGGAACCUGGAAUUGCCUUGUCACCAUUGUAAAGCAGGAAAAGAUUUUGGGACUCUAUAAAGGAAUGACAUCACCCGCCGCUGGAGUAGCUGCCAUCAAUGCUUUAGUAUUUGGUGUCUACGGACAUUUUAUUGAGUUACAGCAACGACACAUGGUAUUCCCUUCAAAAGACCAGACACAACCGUCUCUCACUAACGUCUUUAUUGCUGGUGUAGCUGCAGGAUCAGUUACUAGCUUCAUCACCGGACCUAUGGAGCUGGUCAAAAUACAACUUCAAAAUCAAACCCACACAACAACAAGCAAAGCGUCUCUCAGUGCCCCUCGAUACACUGGACCUAUUGAUUGUUUUGUGAAAAUAUUCCAAAAAGGAGGCAUUCGUGCUUGCUAUGCUGGACUCACCCCUACUAUGCUUAGAGAAAUUAGUUUUGGCCCUUAUUUCGUUACGUUCGAAGUCAUUAGCCGACUCUUACGAUCAUUACAGCCUAAUCCAAAUGGCAAACUUUCCACCAAUGAAGAUGAUUUGAGUGGGUGGCAAGUUGUUCUCGCUGGUGGCUCGGCUGGUAUCAUGGCCUGGUGUUCUACCUAUGCUGCAGACGUUCUCAAGACGCGCAUACAGUCAGAACCUUCACGUUAUCGAGGAGUGAUAGAUUGCGCUCGCCAGUGCUAUAAGGAAGAGGGAUGGCGAAUUUUUUUCAGAGGUCUCAAUGCAACUAUUGUACGAGCUUUCCCUUCAAAUGCUGCUACCUUUGUCGCUUACACUUGGACCAUGAAAAUGUUGUCACCUGUGAAUUUACAAGAAGAGGUUCGACCGCUAUGCGAAAGCACCAGAGCAGCUUGCUAAGUUAGUUUACAUGCAACGACCUGUUCGUUCACAUAUACCAACCACUGCAGAGGAUAGCUUGAGGGAUCCUUUGGGACGAGAGCUUCUUAAUAAUAUCGUGUACUAUUGCUUGUCAAGACAAAGAGUAACCAUGUCUUUUUUUCUAUUUUUUUUUAUUUUGCUUUUGCUGUUCUUUCAAUUAAAUCACAUUCUUGCUGUGUGCAUGUACAGUCUUUGCCAGCCGUCCCUUUUUGUUUUUGGCAGGGUUAUUUUUGUUUGAUCCUUAUGUUCACCUUGUGGUUUACU
This is a messenger RNA of Umbelopsis ramanniana AG, 1465 nucleotides long. RefSeq lists its product as uncharacterized. The record is from RefSeq and is a predicted model, not a curated record. Bases 218 to 1180 code for a protein of 320 amino acids. NCBI's taxonomy places the organism in Eukaryota, Fungi, Mucoromycota, Umbelopsidomycetes, Umbelopsidales, Umbelopsidaceae. Gene Ontology annotation, molecular function: transmembrane transporter activity. The transcript is spliced from 8 exons. Gene Ontology annotation, biological process: transmembrane transport.